Messenger RNA from Fusarium venenatum, 1443 nucleotides. RefSeq names its product CrcB-like protein-domain-containing protein. Gene Ontology annotation, cellular component: plasma membrane. Gene Ontology annotation, biological process: fluoride transmembrane transport. Gene Ontology annotation, molecular function: fluoride transmembrane transporter activity. The record is from RefSeq and is a predicted model, not a curated record. NCBI's taxonomy places the organism in Eukaryota, Fungi, Ascomycota, Sordariomycetes, Hypocreales, Nectriaceae.
AUGACAAGCAACUUUUCCGAGCAGAAACGGCUUUCGAGUGCCGGAGUUUACAAUGCGCCAGAAGAGCACGGUAGUAUUGGCGAGAAGACGGAGCCGCACCUCAAUGACACAGUUGCGAAUCACUUGACUCGAUCGCCAUCGCAGGCAAAGCGAUGCGACUCAGGUACCUACGACGUCCCCCAAGACUAUAGCGACUUGAACGAGACUGCAUCAGUUCCAGCGCUUGAUACACUGUCACCGAGACCAACGCAGGGUCAGUCAACAAGGCGAAGCAGCGCAGCCCGCCAUGAAAAUACAACUGAAGAACCAGAGCCUCCAACACGAGGGACAGAGAAGAACACAUCGAAGCUUCUCACCGGGCUAUACACACACUCGUAUCUUGUGCUUUUUGCAAUUAUCGGAACAUUGGCGCGCCUAGGUUUGACAGCAUUGACGCGUUACAGCGGUACUCCUGUGAUUUUCAACACAAUAUGGGCAAACUUUACUGGAAGUCUGGUCAUGGGGUUUCUUGCAGAGGACCGAAAGCUUUUUCGCAACGAGUGGGGAAUCCCAAAGUAUGACGAUGCUAUUAAGCGUGCUGCAGAGAAGCGCAGCGAAGGGGAGGGCGAUUCUGGUUCGAGUCGGCGAAAUGAGAUAGAUCUGGAGGCAGCGAAACGGGCGCACUUGGCCACCAAGAAGACGAUCCCGCUGUAUAUCGGACUCGCGACGGGCUUUUGUGGAAGCUUCACGACGUUCUCGAGUUUCAUCAAAGAUGUUUUCUUGGCCCUGUCCAACGAGUUGGCGACCCCUGGAUGGCCAGACUCACCUACAAGCCGUAACGGGGGAUAUUCUUUCAUGGCCAUGCUGGCUGUCAUUAUCACAACGGUUGGGUUAUCGCUGUCCGGAUUAAUUGUGGGAGGUCACUUGGCCAUAGGUCUCGAGCGCAUAACGCCAUCGAUACCAUUUUCGCUGAGUCGACGCGUGUUUGAUCCGCUGAGUGUACUCCUUGGUUGGGGCUGCUGGCUCGGCGCUGUCCUGCUUGCCAUCUUCCCACCUCAUGAAGCCUGGAGAGGUCAAGCCAUCUUCUCACUAGUAUUCGCACCCUUGGGUUGUCUCCUGCGCUUUUAUUUAUCCCUUCACCUCAACGGAAAGAUGGCGACAUUCCCGGUGGGAACCUUCUCUGCCAAUGUGCUGGGAACAGUGUUGCUGGGAAUGGCGUGGGAUCUUGCACACGUGCCGCUCGGUGGAGUUAUCGGUUGCCAAGUGCUGCAGGGCAUUGAGGAUGGGUUCUGCGGAUGUCUGACCACAAUUUCUACUUGGGUGGCUGAACUGGCUAGUCUACGAAGGCGAAGUUCGUGGAUCUACGGGAUAACAAGUGUCGUUGUCUCUCUGGUGAUGAUGAUUGCUAUCAUGGGAGGACUGCGAUGGAGUGAUGGGUACAGCAAACUCUCCUGCAAAAACUAA